Molecule: messenger RNA, 663 nt
Organism: Ostertagia ostertagi
Lineage: Eukaryota; Metazoa; Nematoda; Chromadorea; Rhabditida; Trichostrongylidae
Source: the annotation of a GenBank genome assembly
UUAGCCAGAUCGGAUUUGCCUAUUGAGAAACGGAAGCACGCUCAAAGUUUGCUCGAUGAUAUACAACUCAAGUACCCAUGUCUAUUUGUGGAUCCAUUGGCCAAUCAAGCAAGUAUCCAAGGAUUCCGAUGGCGUCAACGGGAUACAGACGGCCUGGUGACAACGCUGGUAGCACAGGCGGUGGAUCCCACUCAAUCGGACGUAGUGGGUGCAGUACGAACUCUAGCACAACUGGUGGAGACUUAUCCAAAAGUAAUGAUUAGGAAUUUCGGCACCAUGGCGCAACAGAUUCCGCUGCUAACAAGGAUGCCGGCCGCUUUGCGAAAGGAAGUGAUGCCAUUCGUUUCUUUCGUGCUUGAUGCCACUCAGAAGCUGUUGCCGUCAAUGCGUGAAACGUCCUAUCGUUACGUGCUUGGAGAUGCUGUUCACGCAUUUCUAUCAUUUUAUGAGACGAUCUCUAACUCGGAAGCAGCUGCUUAUUUUGGUGAGAAAUUGAUAGCCUGCUGCAUGAAAUUCUUUAGUUCUCAUACGGAGACGGCAAAGGAAGUGUUCAACGAUCGAUCAGAUGUGAUCAAUGCGCUUCUGCAGAAACUUCCUCCGGGAAAUUUAAAUGCGCAAAUGAUGCAAGAACUCUUACACGAGACGGAUAUGGAGGUGACAUGA